AUGGAAAAAGUGGUGAAAACAGUGUGUGUUUAUAGGUCUAAAAACUCUAAACUAAACAAUCAUUCUUCUUCACUCUCUGUGUCUUUAGAGUUGGAACAUUCUCUUGUCGGAGCUCCAAUCUCGUCUCUGGUUUGGUUUUUCUUCUUCACUUAUCUUUCUCUGUAGUAAACAUAAAUCUCCAUUGUUGGAACAAGCAAGCUUCUUCUUUUUUCAAAGGAGAUGUUUUUUAAGUGUCGUUCACGUAAAAAAAUGGAGAUGGUAGCUACCGCCAUGAUCCACCUUCUUCCACCUUUUUUCCUGUUCAUAUCCGCCGUGUCAACCACCUGUUCUUUGGACCACGACCACCACCACCGACGUCUCCUCCACCAGCCUUUCUUCCCACAUACUACCCUCCCACCAACUUAUCCUCCUCCUGCUUCACCACCAUUUCCCUCGCCGCAACCUCAGCCUCGCCAAAAUCAACAGCCGAAGUAUCCUUUCUCCACUACUCCGCCUUCCACCCCUCAAGCUCCAUUUUUUCUUUCCUUCCCUUCUCCUCCGCCGCCUCCGUCGCUGUCGUCGACCCUCCCUACUUUUCCCGCGAACAUUUCCUCCCUGCUCAUACCCCAAUCUCCUUCCCCCUCCUCACACCGCCGUCACCUCCUCCUCAUAUCACUCUCUGUUUCCCUCCUCGCCGCCGCCAUCAUCCUCUCUGUCGCAGCCAUCACCCUCUUCCUCCGCAACCGCAGCGACCAAAACACUUCCUCCGACGACAAAGCUUCCCGGUCAGACUCCCUCCGGUUAUUCCCUCCCAACAUUCCCCCUUCUGAUGCCUCACAGAAAUCACCACCUCCACCGCCGCCGCCGCCGCAUCAACCGCCGCGCUACGUCUCGACGAAUCGUAGCUCGGAGUUCCUCUACUUGGGUACCCUUGUUAACACUAGAGUAGACGCUGCUACAACAACGACAACCCUUUCUGGCAAUGUGGGUAUCAAGCUAGGAGUCACAUCUUCUCCUUAUCAAAAGCUCGGCUCUCCUGAUUUGAAUCCAUUGCCGCCAUUGCCAAAGGUCCAAAAUUUUCCAAGUGGUGAACAGUUCAUCCAAGUUCCGCCAAUGAGUAGCUUUCAAACUAACGUUGAAGUCGAAGAAGACGAGUUCUUUUCACCGAGAGGAUCUUCACAUGGAAAAGAGAGUCCUCCACAAGUAAGAACCGAGUCAAGCUCGAGGAGGGACUUCCAUGGCGAAAUCUAUGGCAGUCGAAGCUUCAACUCAAGAACCGCUUCGUACCCUUAUUCAAACUCAUGCUCACCUUCGAAUUCAUUCUUGAACUCGAGUCCUUUGAGCCAAAGAUCACCAGAUACUGUCGUUCCUAUAUAUACAGUGAAAGUAACGAAUCCAUCUUCAACUUCACCUUCAUCUUCGAGAUUAUCUUCGUCAUCUUCGGAAAGGUAUUCUCCCGAUCGAGGUUCUUCAGCUCAGAACAAGGAAUCUCCAUCAAAGGUUGUACUUAAGAAGCUUCCACCGCCACCUCCACCGUUCCCUCCGGCGCGAUUUUGGGAGGUUCCCACCAUGGCGAACUCUGUACCAGAGACUAAAACCGGUGGACCGCCGAUCCUUAUUGCACCCUCCAGGCCAGUGUCGUUGCAGAAUAAUGAAGGCUUAGAGAGGAAUGCUGCUGAGACUCCAAAACCGAAGUUGAAGCCUUUGCAUUGGGAUAAAGUUCGAGCAAGUUCAGAUCGAGCCAUGGUGUGGGAUCAGAUCAAAUCAAGCUCAUUUCAACUGAAUGAAGAAAUGAUUGAGACGCUGUUUACGGUGAAUAAUUCAAAAUUGCCCGCCAAAGACAUUGGUCGCCGGCAGAGUUUGCCGUCUUCUAAUCAGGAAAACCGUGUGCUCGAUCCGAAGAAGUCCCAGAACAUUGCAAUUUUGUUGAGGGCACUAAAUGUGACCAUUGAGGAAGUCUGUGAAGCUCUUAUGGAAGGUAAUUCAGACACUCUUGGGACCGAGCUGUUGGAAAGCUUAUUAAAAAUGGCUCCAACCAACGAAGAAGAGCGUAAGCUGAAGGACUUCACUGAUAAAUCCCCUUUUAAGCUAGGUCCGGCCGAGAAGUUCCUCAAGGCAGUGCUCAACAUACCUUUUGCCUUCAAAAGGGUCGAUGCGAUGCUUUACAUUGCUAAUUUUGACUCUGAAAUCGAGUACCUGAAACGGUCUUUUGAAACUUUAGAGGCCGCAUGCGGAGAGCUGCGAAACAGCAAAAUGUUUCUGAAGCUUUUGGAGGCAGUGCUCAAAACUGGAAACCGCAUGAAUGUUGGCACCAACCGAGGCGAUGCCCAAGCGUUCAAGCUCGACACACUCUUAAAGCUCGUUGAUGUAAAGGGCACCGAUGGGAAAACCACGCUUCUGCAUUUUGUUGUUCAGGAAAUCAUCCGAGCCGAAGGUUCUCGCCUUUCCAGUGCUAAUCGGAAUCUGAAAGCUGAGAAAACACAGCAGUCUGAUUUUCAGGAUGAUGUCGACUUUAGUAAGGUCGGCCUGCAAGUCGUUUCUGGUCUAAGCGGGGAGCUAACUAACGUGAAGAAGGCUGCCGCUAUGGACUCGGACGUUCUCAGCAUCGAUGUUGCAAAACUUGCUACUGGUAUCUCUAAAAUCCGAGAAGUUAUAAAACUAAACGAAGAGAUUGCUCUGAAAGACAGUAGCCGCAAAUUCUCGGAAUCGAUGAUCGAGUUCCUCAAGAAAGCCGAGGAAGAGAUUGUCAGGAUCCAAGAACAAGAUAGAGUGGCCCUCUCCAUGGUAAAGGAGAUAACCGAGUAUUUCCAUGGCAACUCAACCAAGGAAGAAGCUCAUCCAUUCCGGAUCUUCAUGGUCGUCAGGGAUUUCCUCUCUAUCCUCGAUCAAGUAUGCAAGGAAGUUGCAAAGGUCAAUGAGAGGACGAUAUGCUGCUCAGCCCGACCAUUACCAAAUCCCACCCUGCUACCGGUUUUCCCCGGACUCAACGUAACACAACACGACGGUUCCUCAGACGACGAUGAUGAAACCUCAUCAUCCUCGUCGUAGUUCCCGGAUCUUGCAACAUGUGGUUUGUUAGUAAAAAUGUGAACAUUAUGAUAUCAUGUAAAUAAACCAGUGGGUUUGAGUUGAUAAUCAAAGUAGAACAUGUGUCUUUGAAGGUGCCACGGUCCAUGUCUUGAAUGUUACAUUUUUACACAGUAUGGAGAAUGGGUUAAUAAAGUAAUUGACUAAUAGGGUGAAGUACGGAAGAGUGUAAGAUUCAGACUGUGUUUUGAUGGGGGAGUGGGGACAGUGAAUUGAAGGUCAUGGCCUAUCAAAUCAAUGUUGUGAUGGGGAUUUGUCUGUUUCUUUGUGGCUGAGAGGAUCCUUUUAUUUAGGGCAGAGGGA
This is a messenger RNA of Hibiscus syriacus, 3369 nucleotides long. Its product is annotated as formin-like protein 2. The transcript is spliced from 4 exons. The record is from RefSeq and is a predicted model, not a curated record. Gene Ontology annotation, biological process: actin nucleation; actin cytoskeleton organization. Lineage: Eukaryota; Viridiplantae; Streptophyta; Magnoliopsida; Malvales; Malvaceae. Gene Ontology annotation, molecular function: actin filament binding. Bases 220 to 3027 code for a protein of 935 amino acids.